Messenger RNA from Brassica oleracea var. oleracea, 1292 nucleotides. Its product is annotated as GDP-mannose transporter GONST4-like. Gene Ontology annotation, molecular function: antiporter activity; GDP-fucose transmembrane transporter activity. NCBI's taxonomy places the organism in Eukaryota, Viridiplantae, Streptophyta, Magnoliopsida, Brassicales, Brassicaceae. The coding region runs from base 146 to 1132 and encodes 328 amino acids. The record is from RefSeq and is a predicted model, not a curated record. Gene Ontology annotation, cellular component: Golgi apparatus. The transcript has a single exon.
CCACCUGUCGAGGUGGUCUUACAGGCAAAUGCCAAUCUCGUAGGGGCCCAUCUCGCACAACACUGAUGAAGUCAUCUCCUUCCUCCUCUAACAGUUAAACUCUCCGUCUCUCGAUCCAGAUCCAUUCUCUCUCCUCCGAUCAACAAUGCCACCCUCCCGCAAACAAAACUACGCGACAAGCAGCCUCGUGAUCGGCUACGCCCUCUGCUCCAGCCUCCUCUCCGUCAUCAACAAACUCGCAAUCACCCACUUCAACUACCCCGCCCUCCUCACCGCCCUCCAGUACCUAACCUCCUCCCUCUCCGUCUACCUCCUCGGCAAACUCCGCCUCCUCCGCCACGACCCCUUCUCCCUCCCCACCGCCAAGCGUUUCCUCCCCGCCGCCGCCGUCUUCUACCUCGCCAUCUUCACCAACACCAACCUCCUCCGCCACGCCAACGUCGACACCUUCAUCGUCUUCCGCUCCCUCACCCCUCUCCUCGUCGCCGCCGCCGACACUCUCCUCCGCUCCCAGCCUCCCCCCUCCGGCCUCACCUUCCUCUCCCUCCUCGUCAUCCUAGCCGGCGCCGUCGGAUACGUCGCGAACGACUCCGCCUUCACCCUGACGGCCUACUCGUGGGCCGUGGGCUACCUCGUGACCAUCACCACCGAGAUGGUUUACAUCAAACACAUGGUCUCGAGCCUCGACCUCAACACGUGGGGCUUCGUUCUCUACAAUAAUCUAUUGUCUCUCAUGAUCGCGCCUGUCUUCUGGUUUCUCACGGGAGAGCACACGGACGUUUUAACGGCCGUUAAUUCUAACGGAGGGAACGUGUUCGACCCCGUUGCGUUUUUCGCCGUGGCGUUGUCGUGUGUGUUUGGUUUUCUCAUCAGCGUCUUUGGGUUCGCUGCUAGGCAAGCUAUCUCGGCCACUGCUUUUACCGUGACUGGUGUGGUGAAUAAGUUUUUGACCGUUGUGAUUAAUGUUGUGAUUUGGGAUAAGCAUGCGACUCCUGUUGGUUUGGUUUGUUUGCUUGUUACUAUCUGUGGUGGUGUUGGUUAUCAGCAGUCUGUAACCGUGGUUAAGAAACCGCAUACCGGCAAGGUUGAUGAUGAGUUGAGGGAGUUGAGUAAAGGAGAUACUGAUGCAUGAGUUGUUUAUUUAGCAUUUGAUUUUCAAUUUGCAUAUCUCAACUUUUUUUUUUUGGCUUUCAAAGAGUUUUUUCUUGUAAUGUUUAUGGCCUCUACAGUAUCAAUUUUGUAAACAGCAUCCUUGUCUACCGGUUAAUACAAGAAAAGCAGCUUUUUAUCUU